AAACAGCGCAACGCCACAUCUUAUCGCGGUCAAGCAGGCGCGUAACAGCGUUGCACCAUCGCAGUUACAUCUGAAGACAGAGAAAGGGAAGAAGAAGAAGAAAAAAAAAACAAGUCUCGCUCCUGGCUGCGGCACGCCUGUUUCUGACAGUUGGUGGUCCAGGGAUGCAGGUGGACAGCACAGAGUCCGAGUCUUUCUGCGCACAGACACAACAAAAGGAUGACAUGUGAUCGACUCGUCCGACUGGCGCCACUCUACCUGAUGCUCUGCGCCGCGGGAGCGGCUGGAAUCGUUCAAGGCGCGCAGGAUUUUAAGAGGAAAGCUUCAAUACUUCUAAAAGAGGAACCCAAGAACCCUAAAUGCUUUGCAGAGUCCAAGAAGGACUUUGUGUGCUUCUGGGAGGAAGAUGAGGAGAGGGCAGGCUCUGUGGAUCAGUACUCCUUCACAUAUGCCUACCAAAAUGAGAAGAACAGCACGUGCCCGCUGGAGGUCCUGCCUUCAGCAGGUGGGAAAAAGCUCUUCGUCUGCCAUUUGAACCGGGUCCAGAUGUUUGUCCAGCUGGAUGUGCAGGUUCAGCGGGAGGGGGUGCAGAUCUACAACCGCAGCCUUCUCAUUGAGCUUCUGUUUCUGCUCGACCCCCCUAAGAGUGUGACUGUGAGCACCACGGGUCAUCAGGGGCAGCUGAACGUGAGCUGGGUGCCGCCUUCUCUGAAGUACAUGGACGACAGCAUGAUCUACGAGGUUCUCUACGCUCCGGCAGACAGUGACUUCGGGCAGGUGGAGCUGAUACAAGCCUGCUCCGAAAUGAUCCUGAGGGGCCUCGAGGCUGGCACAAUGUACCAGGUUCAGGUCCGCGUCAACUUGGAUGGCAUCACCUACGACGGCUACUGGAGCGCCUGGAGUGACCCCGUUUUCACUGAGACUUUGCCUGCAGAACUUGACCCACUCGUAGUGUCCCUGACCGUCAUCGUCUCCUUCAUCCUCGUUCUGCUCUGUCUUGCUAUGCUUCUGUCCCAUCAAAGGUUCCUUAUCAAGAAACUUUGGCCGGUUAUUCCAACUCCAGACAGCAAAUUCCAAGGUCUCUUUACAGUUUAUGGUGGGGACUUCCAGGAGUGGUUAGGACAGACCAGCGGAAGCUUAUGGCUGACUUCCCCUUUCAUCCUCCCUGAAGAAUGUCCUUCUCCACUGGAAGUGCUCUCAGAAUUCAACCUUUGCCCUCCACUGUCCUCCCCACCUCUUCCACCCAAGGCCUCUAAAGCCUUGACCCGUGUGAGAAAUGAGGACGGGGUUAUGAAGAAAGGUCUUCUUGGCAGAGAGUCGGUGGACGGGGUUGAUUCCGUCCAAACAAACGGGUGGAGAACCCCACUUCAUGACGACUGGCUCUUGGAUCGUCUACGGGAAUUCCAACAGCACCCCGUCCCAACCUCCCAGUGCUCUCUACUGGAAUCUCAAGACGCCUACAUCUCUCUCACUGGCAACAAACAAAUCGAAGGAGAGCACAUGGAGGACACUCUCGAAGAAACCUCACCCCUUGGGGUGCUUUUUGCCUCCAGGAAGACCACCUUGAGUGAGUCCCACUCUGACCUGGGCUCUGUGCAGCAAAGCUCCGGUUGUGGGAACCUUUCGUCUCAGUCCAGCUUCGAGUAUCCAAACCAUGCCUGGAUAACCAGAGAUCCGGGAUACACCUACAUGGCAGUAGCAGAUUCUGGGGUCUCCAUGGAUUACAGCCCCAUGAGCAGAGCAGACGACAUUGGCAAAGUGGUUAUCUACGCCAAUGACUACAAAAAUGAUGUUCCUCCUCAUAGAAGACCUUUCCUGGUGAGGCAGUACCCUGUCGACGACGACGACUGAGAGGAAGCCAACUUGAGUCGGCAUCGCAUAUGGUGAGAGCAUGGAGAACAGCGUUUGGAUAUUGAACCCGGGCUAAUGAUAGCCUCUCGUCAACUGUUAAGAAAAUAACCACGGAGCUGAAAGACACCACCAAAAGAACUCAAAGACAAUGAUACAACGGAUAUUCUGUAAAGGAAAUGACACACAUGAAACAAUAGAAACUGAUUCACAAGACUUACCAAUAUUCAGCGCUCUUUCUACCUAUCAACCAUAUCUUUCAGAUUAGAUCCUGAGUGCUUAAAGGGUUUUAGAUU
This is a messenger RNA of Fundulus heteroclitus (mummichog), 2144 nucleotides long. RefSeq names its product erythropoietin receptor (gene epor). The record is from RefSeq and is a predicted model, not a curated record. Gene Ontology annotation, biological process: hemopoiesis; cytokine-mediated signaling pathway; positive regulation of cell population proliferation. The transcript is spliced from 8 exons. NCBI's taxonomy places the organism in Eukaryota, Metazoa, Chordata, Actinopteri, Cyprinodontiformes, Fundulidae. Gene Ontology annotation, cellular component: membrane; external side of plasma membrane. Gene Ontology annotation, molecular function: cytokine receptor activity; protein binding. Bases 220 to 1851 code for a protein of 543 amino acids.